Aureobasidium pullulans EXF-150 is the source of this 1128-nucleotide messenger RNA. RefSeq lists its product as uncharacterized. The coding region runs from base 1 to 1128 and encodes 375 amino acids. The transcript has a single exon. Lineage: Eukaryota; Fungi; Ascomycota; Dothideomycetes; Dothideales; Saccotheciaceae. The record is from RefSeq and is a predicted model, not a curated record.
AUGGACCGUGUUGCCGCGCCCACACCGUCGUCAUCCUCUUCGCCUGCUCUUGAACCGAUUGUGCUCUCAGAUGACUAUGUUCAACGAGCACAACCUGAUGAGCUCCGCGCCAUCAUAGCUAGUCUGACGGCUCUAUUGCAAGAAGCUCGAACAGAUGCUGCGCAUCAUAAACUGCAAUAUCGUAUGCUUGCAAUUGAGAGUACCGAAGCAAUGGAGCGCAUCCAAGUCGAAAUGGCCAUGGCUCAGCGCGAGACAGACCUCCUCAAUACCGUCGAGGCUGUAGAGGCACGCAUUGUUUCUGCACCUCAGAAACCCGAUCAAAACAUUCGUCAUGUUCAUGCCGAUAUCUGGGAUUCGUUAAUCAAGGAGACGCAUAGUCUCAAAUCUCAAAACGCUCAACUUGAGCAACUCGUAUCACAACACAAGCGAAUGGUCGUGCAGCAAGAGAGCGAGAUUGCAACGCUAAACGACCGCAUUUCUCUCUAUCGCGAGCGCCUUCGCGAGAACCGUUCUCAUCUCAAUCGUUAUCGUCAUGCCGCUGGAUUUCUCGAUUCACCGCAUAAGAGCCAUUCCGCUCAAUCAACUCCUUGGUCUGCUCGUCAGCGCAAUCAACCACCCUUUGCCGCUUUACUGCAUGCUUCUGAUCUCAUGAGUGAAAGGGGCUCAGUGUCACCCCGUACUCCUAGACGAAAGCGGGCUAUUUCGAUUACUCCAAUUCCUUACCAAACUCCUCAAACAUUGCAGUCAACACGCCAUCUUCAGGUACCGCAAACAGCUCCACCAUUGCGCGGUCCCCAGUUCCAACCCUUUGAUCCUACUCAACCACUUUCUUCGCCCAGACGUCAGACGCACAUACUUGAACAAGUGUUGGCGGCGGCAGAGGACAGCGAGGCUGAGACCGACGUGCCCGACGAUGAUGUGGCGGUCAACUCAAGCAGUCUCCCUCGAACUCCUACACGUGCCCAGAAGACUUCCGUCAGGAUUCCGUCGAAUGCCGCUCAGCAAAGGCUGUUCGGCCCAGUGAGAAAGCCUAGCAUACAACAGGACGCACGCGAGGCAUUGGCCAAGUUUACCGAAUCAAGACAGACACAUGUCUCGAGUACGGAAAGAGUCGACAUGACUCGCUAG